This is a messenger RNA of Lactuca saligna, 1590 nucleotides long. Lineage: Eukaryota; Viridiplantae; Streptophyta; Magnoliopsida; Asterales; Asteraceae. The record is from the annotation of a GenBank genome assembly.
CAUGACACUUGGUGAAUGUAAGACAGCAUGCAGGCAAAAUUGCUCGUGUAACGCGUAUGCGAAUAUUGAUAUUCGAAUGAAUGGAAGCGGAUGCUUGCUGUGGUUCGAUGAUCUAAUGGAUAUCCGAACAGUUGAUGAAAGCCAGGACCUUUACGUGAGAAUGGCUGUCUCCGACUUGACAAUUCCAUCAAUCCCGGAAUUAACCUCGAGACCUCGUUCCAAAAAAAAGAGGCAAACAACCAUAAUGGUGGUGUCGAUUUUAUCUAGUCUUGUUAUGGUGAUCUUGAUUUUAGCAAUCUUGUAUGGUUGGAGAAAAAAGAAACUAACCCAAGUGAAAAUACCAGUGCAAACUAUUGAUGAAGAGUAUAUCAUGGAGAGCCAAGAUGAUGAUACAGAGUUAACGUCUUUUAGCCUGACUACCAUAUCGAAAUCCACUAAUGAUUUUGCAAAUGACAAAAAACUUGGACAAGGUGGUUUUGGUCCAGUUUACAAAGGUAUGCUCGAUGAUGGAAGAGAAAUAGCUGUGAAAAGAUUAUCCAAAACUUCAAGACAAGGCCUUGGAGAGUUUAAAAAUGAAGUUAAAUUCAUUGCUAAACUUCAACAUCGAAAUCUUGUAAAGCUUUUGGGAUAUUGCAUUCAAGGAGAUGAAAACAUGUUAAUAUAUGAAUACAUGCCUAACAAAAGUGUGGAUUCAUUCAUAUUUGAUAAAAUCAAAAGUUCGAUACUAGGUUGGUCAGAUCGUUUUCACAUCAUUCAUGGGAUUGCUCGAGGACUCCUUUAUCUUCAUCAAGAUUCACGAUUUAAAAUUGUUCAUCGAGAUCUUAAAGCAAGCAACAUUUUGUUGGAUGUCGACAUGAAUCCCAAGAUAUCAGAUUUUGGUCUCGCAAGAAUGUUUACAGAACAUGAAAACGAAGCAAAUACAAAUAACAUAGUUGGAACUUUGGGUUAUUUAUCACCGGAGUAUGCUUUAGAUGGAAUUUUCUCCGAAAAAUCAGAUGUCUUCAGUUUUGGUGUUCUCAUAUUGGAAAUAGUAAGUGGGAAAAAAAAUAAAGGAUUCUCUCACGACAAUGAAAGUGAUAAUCUUCUUGCACAUGCAUGGAGACUCUUUGAAGAAGGUAUGGCUGUGGAGUUGCUUGGUGUGAAUAUGCGUAACAGAUUUGUAGCCUCUGAAGUACUUCGAUCGAUACAAAUCGGUCUUUUAUGUGUACAACAUCAUGCAAAUGACAGACCAACUAUGUCAUCUGUGGUUUUGAUGUUUGGUGAAGAAGGUGUAUUGCCUCGACCUAAACAACCUGCUUUUUUUGCCAAAGGAAGUGUGCCUCAACAUUAUCUUGUUUCCAAUAAUGGCAUAACGAUGACAACAUUAGAACCUCGAUAACUAGUUUUAUACCCUCCAGUGUUGGGUAUAAAGUUGUAUUAAAUUAUCAAAAUAACAUACAUAUGUUUUUAUUUUGUAACGUCCGUUUCCAUUUAAAGGUUACUAUAUAGAGCCAAUAAAUAAUAAUUGAGUAUUAUACAAGUAAAGACAAAAUUUGUACAAUUGGCAAGUGAGUUAGUUAACAAAAAAAAGGCUUUAUAUAAGGUAUAAGG